CAGCAGCCGGGCAGCUGGCAUCCUGGAUAAGGCAGUCGGCUAUGGCGAUGAUUAAGAAGGAGGACCACCAAGUGAGGAAAGUCGUUCAAUCCCUUUUGGGAAUGUGAGUCUAGAUAAACCAUCCGCGGCCGGCCAUGAAUCAGCUACCUGUCGGGGGCACUGCCCCGGCUGCCUCUGCUGCUGCCGCCGCCACCGCAGAGCCUCGCCUUCAUCCUGAGGGCAGCAGCAGAAAGCAGCAGAGGGCUCAGUCACCGGCUAGACCCCGGGACAGUACAGUCCGACAGACAGCCACUGCCGCCAGGUCCCCUGUAGGGGUGGGCACCAAACUCAACUCUGCACGACAGCAGCAGCUUCAGCAGCAGCAGCAACAGCAGGGAGCGAAAUCCAAUAGCAGAGGAGGAGGAGGGGAAGGAAGGGAAGGAGGGGGAGGGGCAAGGGAAAAGCAGCCGCCGCCUGCUACACUUAAAGGCGCCCCGCUGGGAGCUGUCCAAGCAGGAGGUGGUGCUGAAGCAUCCCCAGACAGUACCCCAACCACGGUGGGGAACAGGAGAUCCUGUCCCGCUGAGGAGCCGUCUCGAGAUGGGGAAGCUACGACCCCCAAACCAGCGGAGAAGGCUCAACUAGGAGGAGGGGGAGGCGGAGGGGGAGGAGCAGGAGCAGGAGCAGGAGCAGGAGCAGGAGGAGGCUCUGGGGAAAGGGAGGGGGGCGCUCUGCAGCCGCCGCCGCCCAGAGGCUGGCGAGGUAAAGCCGGGCGCACGCCACAGAAGGGUGGCAGCGGCGGAGGAGAGGUGGCCUCCUCUUCACCAUCCUCCUCUUCCUCCUCUUCUACUGGCAAAACCCCGGUUCCCACUAGUAGAAACCCCGGGAGUGUUGUUGCUGGGGGCGGUGGUGGCUACUGGAAAGAGGGAUGUCUGCAGUCUGAGCUCAUCCAGUUUCAUCUCAAGAAGGAGCGGGCGGCGGCAGCUGCGGCAGCAGCUCAAAUGCAAACCAAGAGCAGCAGCAAUAGCAAUAACAGCUCCCCAGUCGCCACAGCCGCCUCGGAGCCUCUUUCCUCCCCUUCCCCCUCCCCAAUGGCGGCUGCAGCAGAGGGCCUACAGCAGGGAGCAGGGGGCAGCCCAAGCGGCGGGGGGAUGCAGGCGACUGCUCCGCCCUCGCCACCGCAGCAACAGCAACAGCUACAGGAACAAGAAGAAAUGCAAGAGGAAAUGGAGAAGCUGCGAGAGGAGAACGAAACUCUCAAGAACGAAAUUGAUGAACUGAGGACUGAAAUGGAUGAGAUGAGGGACAGUUUCUUUGAGGAGGAUGCCUGUCAGCUGCAGGAAAUGCGCCACGAGUUGGAAAGAGCCAACAAAAACUGCCGAAUUCUGCAGUACCGCCUCCGCAAAGCAGAACGCAAGAGACUCCGCUAUGCGCAGACGGGGGAAAUUGAUGGAGAGCUACUAAGAAGCAUGGAACAAGAUCUCAAGGUUGCAAAAGAUGUUUCAGUGAGACUUCACCAUGAAUUGGAAAAUGUAGAAGAAAAACGCACCACAACAGAAGAUGAAAAUGAGAAGCUGAGACAACAGCUUAUAGAAGUUGAGAUUGCAAAACAGGCUUUACAGAAUGAACUGGAAAAAAUGAAAGAGCUAUCACUGAAAAGAAGAGGAAGUAAAGACUUGCAGAAAUCUGAUAAAAAGGCACAGCAGACUCCCACAGAGGAGGAUAGUGAAGAUCUGAAAUGCCAGCUGCAAUUUGUCAAGGAAGAAGCUGCUCUGAUGCGAAAGAAAAUGGCAAAGAUUGAUAAAGAGAAGGACAGAUUCGAGCAUGAGCUCCAAAAAUACAGGUCAUUUUAUGGAGACCUGGACAGUCCUUUGCCUAAAGGGGAAGCUGGAGGACCUCCCACAACGAGGGAGGCUGAGCUCAAGCUUCGUCUGAGGCUGGUGGAAGAAGAAGCCAACAUCCUAGGGAGGAAAAUAGUGGAACUCGAGGUAGAGAACAGAGGCUUGAAAGCUGAACUUGAUGAUUUGAGAGGAGAUGACUUCAAUGGGACAGCUAAUCCCCUCAUGAGGGAGCAGAGUGAAUCCCUCUCUGAGUUAAGGCAACACCUGCAGUUGGUGGAAGAUGAGACAGAAUUGCUCAGAAGAAACUUGGCUGACCUGGAGGAACAAAACAAAAGGAUCACAACAGAGCUAAAUAAGUACAAGUACAAGUCUGGGGCCCAUGAGAGCUCAAGGCACCAUGACAGUGCCAAAACUGAAGCCCUCCAGGAGGAGUUGAAGGCUGCCCGUAUGCAGAUCAAUGAACUCAGUGGCAAGGUCAUGCAGUUGCAGUAUGAGAACCGAGUACUUAUGUCCAAUAUGCAGCGUUAUGACUUGGCCUCCCACCUGGGGAUUCGGGGCAGCCCCAGAGACAGUGAUGCUGAAAGUGAUGCUGGAAAGAAAGAAAGUGAUGAUGACUCCCGUCCACCACACCGCAAAAGGGAAGGGCCCAUUGGUGGAGAGAGCGACUCAGAAGAGGUCCGAAAUAUCCGAUGCCUCACCCCAACCAGAUCCUUCUAUCCAACCCCGACCACCUGGCAAAAAAACUUCACAGACCGGCAGCAAAUGAAGGACAUCCGCUCAGAAGCAGAGCGUCUGGGAAAGACAAUAGACCGGCUGAUCUCAGACACUAGUACCAUCAUCACUGAGGCAAGAAUUUAUGUGGCCAAUGGGGAUCUGUUUGGACUGAUGGACGAGGAAGAUGAUGGCAGCAGGAUCCGGGAGCAUGAACUGCUUUACCGGAUCAAUGCACAGAUGAAGGCGUUUCGGAAAGAACUCCAGACUUUCAUCGACAGGCUAGAAGUUCCAAAGUCAUCAGAUGACAGAAGUGCAGAUGAGCCAUUGUCUGUUAGUCAGAUGUUCCAGCCUAUCAUUUUACUUAUUCUCAUUCUUGUAUUAUUUUCAUCACUUUCUUACACAACAAUAUUUAAACUUGUCUUUCUUUUUACACUGUUUUUUGUACUGUAA
This is a messenger RNA of Vombatus ursinus (common wombat), 2984 nucleotides long. RefSeq names its product SOGA family member 3 (gene MTCL3). Gene Ontology annotation, biological process: regulation of autophagy. The record is from RefSeq and is a predicted model, not a curated record. The coding region runs from base 135 to 2984 and encodes 949 amino acids. NCBI's taxonomy places the organism in Eukaryota, Metazoa, Chordata, Mammalia, Diprotodontia, Vombatidae. The transcript is spliced from 8 exons.